AUGGAUGCUGCGGAUAAUCUUAUUUGGCACCCUCGGGUUCCUUUGAAGGUUUCCAUUCUUGCACGGCGUUUAUUGCGUGACAGAUUGCCCACGAGAGUGAAUCUGGUUACUCGUCGGGUUUUAUCGCCUACAGCUCAUACGUGUGUUUUUGGGUGUGGUGAUGCUGAGUCGGCUCAUCAUUUAUUCAUAUCUUGCGAUUUUGCUGGCUCUCUUUGGGAUUUAGUGCGGUCAUGGAUCGGCAUUCCUUUGGUGGAUUUUGUUUCUUUGCGCGAUCACUUUAUUCAGUUCACAUCCUCAGCAGGUGGAUCUCGAGCGCGCCGUUCUUUUCUUCAGCUCAUUUGGCUUGCUUGCAUUUGGGUCGUAUGGACGGAGAGAAAUCAUCGACUGUUCAGAGGAUCAGUAGAUUUGCCACAGGUUUUGUUGGACAAGAUCAAGCUUCAGUCAUGGUACGUCUUGUGCCAGGGAGGCUGA
This is a messenger RNA of Trifolium pratense (red clover), 471 nucleotides long. RefSeq lists its product as uncharacterized. Bases 1 to 471 code for a protein of 156 amino acids. NCBI's taxonomy places the organism in Eukaryota, Viridiplantae, Streptophyta, Magnoliopsida, Fabales, Fabaceae. The record is from RefSeq and is a predicted model, not a curated record. The transcript is spliced from 2 exons.